Molecule: messenger RNA, 879 nt
Organism: Ziziphus jujuba (common jujube)
Lineage: Eukaryota; Viridiplantae; Streptophyta; Magnoliopsida; Rosales; Rhamnaceae
Exons: 3
Coding region: 1-879 (292 amino acids)
Molecular function (GO): nucleic acid binding; zinc ion binding
Source: RefSeq, a predicted model, not a curated record
AUGGGUCUGAAAUCGGGUACUAUUACAUCUGGCCCAGUUCAAAGGCCCAACCCAGAAAUAGCAAGUAGAGAUGUGCCCGUUGCACAAGUGGCAAAACAGACUCAUGUGGUUCAAGCUCCUCUUACUGCAAGUCAUGCAGAAAGACCUGAGAAGUUCGAUGGAGCGAAUUUCAAAAGGUGGCAACAGAAGAUGUUGUUUUACCUGACUACAUUGGGCCUUGCAAGGUUCCUAACUGAGGACGCACCACCUAGUAGUGAAGAGAGUGACAAAGAAACUCUGAUGGCGGUGGAUGUGUGGAAUAAUUCCGAUUAUUUAUGUCGGAAUUAUGUCCUUAAUGGCCUAUCUGAUUCCCUAUAUAGAGUGUACUGUAGCGCGAAAUCAGUAAAAGAGCUGUGGGAAACUUUGGACCGGAAGUACAAGACCGAGAAUGCUGGAUCCGGAAAGUUUGUGGUAUGCAGAUUUUUGGACUAUAUGAUGGUGGAUACUAAGCCACUAAUGAGUCAGGAGAUGGAUAUGGAAGCUCUUAUUAGCAAGCUUCGCAUAAAAGAUGAUAAUAGGAAAUCUGACAGGAGAUCUAUGAAGGCCGCUGUGAAGGCUAAUGUUGUAAAGCAUAAGAGUAGCUCCAAGAGUCAAAAGAAGAAACCUGGAAUGAGUUCCAAGUUGGGGCCUAAAGGAGGCAUCUCCAAAAAGGCCAAGUUCCAAGGAAAAUGCUUCAAUUAUGACAAGAUGGGUCACAGAGCGGCAGAUUGUAGAUUGCCAAAAAGAAAAAGGAACAAGGAGGCACAGAUGAUGGAGCAUAUCACAAGAGAGGUUGAUGAUAUUGACCUAAGCGCUGUUGUCUCUGAGGUGAACUUAGUGGGUUCUAACCCAAGAGAGUGA